Messenger RNA from Scophthalmus maximus (turbot), 2197 nucleotides. RefSeq names its product SHQ1, H/ACA ribonucleoprotein assembly factor (gene shq1). The transcript has 12 exons. The coding region runs from base 209 to 2017 and encodes 602 amino acids. Lineage: Eukaryota; Metazoa; Chordata; Actinopteri; Pleuronectiformes; Scophthalmidae. Gene Ontology annotation, cellular component: cytoplasm; nucleoplasm. The record is from RefSeq and is a predicted model, not a curated record. Gene Ontology annotation, biological process: box H/ACA snoRNP assembly.
UGGACGUCACAUUCAAGAGCCGAUAGUGUGGUUUUGAUGGGAUAACUCACAGUUUUUUCUUGUGAGUGCGUGUAUAUUCCUAUCAACUGUGUCAACUCCACACGACCAGUGUUCCUUCACCGUCACCGAGGUGAUUAAAACCGCCUGUUUUGACUGCAAGCAGUGACAAAAAAAGUCCGGUGUAUUUUUUUUACCAUCAAUAUCCACAAUGAUAACUCCUGCGUUUGACCUGAGCCAAGACCCCGAGUACUUGAUCCUCAGCAUCCGCGUGCCCUACACCAGGACAUCAGAGUUUGACCUUUAUGUUGACGGGACGGAUUUCAAGUUCUUUGCCAAGCCCUACUUUCUUAGAUUAACUCUUCCUGGAAGAAUAGUGGAGGAUGGGAGAGAAAAGGCUAAAUUUGACAUUGAUAAAGGUCUUUUCAUCCUCCGGGUCCCUAAGGAGACGGCCGGUGAACACUUCGAAGGACUUCAGAUGCUGACGAGUCUCCUCGCACCCAAAGGCUCCCGUUCAGCAAAACCUCUGGUGGAAGAUUUGAGCUCAGGAUGCAGUGAGAGUGUUGGAGAUGAAGAGGAAGAAGAUGAAGAAGACUUUGACUGGCAGGUGGAGCAAGAGGUGUACACGGAGCAGUCGGAGGAGGAGCUGAAAGCUCAGCAGAAAUAUGGCUUCGGUAACCAGAGGUCCGGAGUGUUUGCCAGAUUACAGGAGGAGCUCAGUGAUGUGAUCGAUAUCAAGAACCCAGAGGGAACAACGGCAGCAGAGAGGAGGCAGGGACGGCUGGAGGCAGAAGCAUCUGCCUUUUCACCUGACCACUACCUUGCUGAUUUCUUUGAGGAUGAUGAAAUAAAGGGGCUACUGAAGUUUAAACCGUGGUGGGCAAAGCUGAGUCCUUCCACAGAGCAAGAAGAAGAAGCUGCUGUGUCAUUCACCGACGACGAGAAGGAGCAGCUGAGGAAAUUCACCAACCGCUCCUACCUGCUCGACAAGACUUCGCGGCACCAAGCGUGGCUCAGCCUCGUGGACAUUCUGCUGGCUCACUGCUAUGAAGUGCGCGCUACGGAGGGAGAGCACAGUGUGGAGUCACCGUGGACAAUCAGAAAACUCAGCGGGACGCUGUGCUGGCUGGAGACGUACGUCUCGUUGCAAGAGGUCCUGGUGUCGUUUGGACGGAGGGUUUUGUGCUUCCCACUCUACAGACACUUUGCAUUGGUCUCUGCGGCACUUGCUGACACAACUAAGAUUUUGCAGACAGGGAGAGCCUGUGUCCUCAAAUGCCUGCUGGAUGUUCACAAAGUCUUCAGGGAGAACGAGCCGGCCUACAUACUGAACGAUCUGUACAUCACCGACUACUGCGUCUGGAUCCAGAGGGUCAAGUCCAACAAGGUGACAGCCUUUGCUGAAAUGUUACAAAAAGCCUCUCUGCGGAAAGAAGACUUGGAGCUGGAGCUUGAGGAGCUGGAGGAGGCAGCAACAAUGGUGGCGGAGGAAGAAGGAGCUUCCGAGAGCGCUCCGAUAUCCCGCGGUGUCUGCAGCGGCGCUUCCAGUGACAGCAGCGGCAGCAGCGCCUCGUCUGAUGAGAGCGAGGAAUCUGAGGCUGAAGGGCAAGGUUGCACGGAAUCCAGCACGAGAGGAGGAGGAGGAGGAGGAGGAGAGCGGUCCAAGGACAGCCCUCCCCAGCCCCAACCCACCUCCACUGCCUCUCCCAUCCCCCAGGAGCCACCGAGCACACUCCCCUCAGCAGAGAGGAAAGUGGACGCCCUCCCCUCAGCCUCACAAGGCACCAGACAGCUGAUCCAGGAGCUGGGAGAGCGUGUGGCGGAGGAGCUGAAAAUCUCUCAAGACUCCAGCUGCAAAGCGGAGCGAAGCUGUUCACAGCUGAGCAGCACUGAGGCGAAGACAGAAGCAUCUGGCAGCGGCGGCAGCAGUGGGACUUUGUUAGAGCUGCGUCCUCAGAGGAACCCUCUGCUCAUCGUCCAACCACGGGACGAUCCUGAUGUCAGCGACUUCCUCAGCUGAGAGACAGGGUUGUGGAAACUUAAUAAUUCUAGUUUUCUUUCUAUUUUGGGAUUUUUUUUUCCUGCUUUGUGCAGGUGAGAUUUUGGGCAUACACCCUCUUCUAAAGGACCUUGUUUUCCAUCUGGAAUUAUAUUUUCUUCAUUGAGGAAAUUGCUGAGCUUCAUUAAAAUCUUGACUUGA